GCAGGUUGGGCCGGCCGGUAAACAGUAGACGGGAAGAGUUGUGUAGUGAAGACGGUGAGAGGACAGACAACAUGGCUGCGAGGCUCCUGGUACUUCUGGCCCUCCUGGCCGUCACCCUCGCCGACGAUGUCAUGCAGUUCGGUGAUGCUGACUUCGACAGCAAAGUUGGGAGUUACGACACCGUGCUGGUGAUGUUCUACGCCCCGUGGUGUGGACAUUGCAAGAGGUUGAAGCCAGAGUUUGAGAAGGCAGCAUCGUCCCUAAAGUUGAAUGAUCCCCCUGUGAUAUUAGCAAAGGUUGACUGUACCGAAGAUGGGAAAGAUACAUGUGGCAAAUAUGGAGUUUCAGGAUAUCCAACCUUAAAGAUUUUCAAGGGUGGAGAUCUUUCGACAGACUACAAUGGACCUAGAGAAGCUAAUGGCAUCGUCAAGUACAUGAGAUCACAAGUUGGCCCGGCAUCCAAAGAACUGACUUCCAUUGAAGUAGCAGAGGCCUUCCUUGCUGCCCCUGAUGUUAGUGUAGUGUACUUCGGAGAAGAUUCCAAACUAAAAGAGGCAUUCCUCAAGGCUGCAGAUAAACUACGGGAAACUGUUCGUUUUGCACACUCGGUAAAGGCAGAGGUAAAUGAGAAGUAUGGGCACAAUAAUGUGGUGGUGCUCUUCAGACCAAAACAUAUGGAAAACAAGUUUGAGCCUGCCUCUGUUGUUUAUGAAGGGCCUAUUGACAAAUCUGCAAUUGAAGCUUUUGUGAAAGAACACUUCCAUGGUCUGGUGGGUCACCGCACUCAAGAUACUGCCACAGACUUUGUUAAUCCACUUGUGGUUGCAUAUUUCAACGUAGAUUAUGUGAAGAAUGUGAAGGGAACCAAUUACUGGCGUAACCGCAUUCUGAAGGUUGCACAGAACUUCAAGGAAUUUAACUUUGCUGUGGCAAAUAAGGAUGACUUUCAGCAUGAACUUAAUGAGUUUGGCCUUGACUUUGUUCCUGGAGACAAGCCUGUAAUUUGUGCUAGAAAUGCGAAGUCUCAAAAGUUUGUUAUGAAAGAAGAGUUCUCGAUGGACACUUUUGAAGCAUUCCUCAACAAACUGAAGUCUGAUGAACUGGAACCUUAUCUGAAGUCAGAGGCUGUCCCUGUACAAGAUGGCCCAGUCACUAUUGCAGUUGGCAAGAACUUUGAUGAAGUAGUAACAAAUUCUGACAAAGAUGUGCUUAUAGAGUUCUAUGCACCUUGGUGUGGACAUUGUAAGAAGCUGGCACCCACAUACGAUGAACUUGGAGAAGCGAUGAAAAAUGAAGACGUAGACAUCGUUAAAAUGGAUGCCACAGCAAAUGAUGUACCAUCUUCAUUUAAUGUGAGAGGGUUCCCUACAUUGUACUGGAAACCGAAAGGUGGAGAACCUGUCGUAUUCAAUGGUGGCCGGGAGCUGGACGAGUUCAUCAAAUACAUAGCAAGAGAAGCUACAAAUGAACUCAAAGGUUGGGAUCGUAAAGGAAAUGCAAAGAAAACGGAACUGUGAGAUCCAUAGAACCCCGUUUACCUGCAGAGGCUUUAGGGCUUCAGAAACGUUAAUUGGUGCGAGUUAAGUGUAAAAGUACAUAAUUAAAUUAUGUAGGAAAAUCAACUACGAUCUUUUGUUUAAAAAAGUAUUAGUGCUUUUUUUUUCAUCUAAAUACCCAGUAUUUAUGAACUAGACAAAAAAGUGAAGAUAUGGUGCUUGUAUGCGGUGAGAAAUUGAAAGAUGUGAAAGUGAGUUUGUGACGAAUGUUAAACUAUUGCUCUAGUUUGAAUGCUAUGCACUGAAACUGAUGGCAUUAAAUUCUUCCUAAAAUCAUUCCUUCUCUUGCCCUAAACAUGGGUGCACAAGUUUGAUAUAAUGCAUUCAGUUUACUUAAUAAAUUUUAUAGUAA
Procambarus clarkii (red swamp crayfish) is the source of this 1908-nucleotide messenger RNA. It is a transcript of the gene ERp60, whose product is annotated as disulfide-isomerase A3. NCBI's taxonomy places the organism in Eukaryota, Metazoa, Arthropoda, Malacostraca, Decapoda, Cambaridae. Gene Ontology annotation, molecular function: protein disulfide isomerase activity. Gene Ontology annotation, cellular component: endoplasmic reticulum. The record is from RefSeq and is a predicted model, not a curated record. Gene Ontology annotation, biological process: response to endoplasmic reticulum stress; protein folding.